Messenger RNA from Schistocerca nitens (vagrant locust), 569 nucleotides. It is a transcript of the gene RpII18, whose product is annotated as DNA-directed RNA polymerases I, II, and III subunit RPABC2. Bases 103 to 498 code for a protein of 131 amino acids. Gene Ontology annotation, biological process: DNA-templated transcription. NCBI's taxonomy places the organism in Eukaryota, Metazoa, Arthropoda, Insecta, Orthoptera, Acrididae. The transcript is spliced from 4 exons. The record is from RefSeq and is a predicted model, not a curated record. Gene Ontology annotation, cellular component: RNA polymerase II, core complex; RNA polymerase I complex; nucleus. Gene Ontology annotation, molecular function: DNA-directed RNA polymerase activity; DNA binding.
GUUAUCUAUGCCCAAAGAAUGCAUUUAGUCGUAACUUCGCGUUGUUUCUAUUUUCUCAAGUUUGUUGAUUGUUCACGCUUAUUGGUGUAACUAGUUGCUAGCAUGGCUGAUGAGGAGUAUGAGGGAGAUGAAGGUGCAGCUGACUUUGAUGAUGUUGAUGAAGAAGAGAAUCUUGAGGAAAUUGAUCAGCAAGAGGAUGAAGGAGAGAACAUAGAUAUUUUGGCACCUGGAGAUGCAAAAGGUGGUGUGCAAAAAUCGAAGAGAAUAACUACAAGAUACAUGACAAAGUAUGAGAGAGCAAGAGUAUUGGGGACGCGAGCACUACAAAUAGCCAUGUGUGCUCCCGUGAUGGUGGAGUUGGAUGGUGAAACAGAUCCAUUGCAGAUUGCAAUGAAAGAAUUGAAGCAGCGGAAAAUACCUAUUAUUAUUAGACGAUAUCUUCCAGAUAACAGUUAUGAAGAUUGGGGAAUAGAUGAACUGAUUAUAAUUGACCACUAGUACAUUAAUUCUUUGUAUUCAUUCCUUUACUUUUAUUGUAUAAAAUGUUUAAUUAAAAGUUUUUAAUAGAA